Myxozyma melibiosi is the source of this 818-nucleotide messenger RNA. RefSeq lists its product as uncharacterized. The record is from RefSeq and is a predicted model, not a curated record. The coding region runs from base 175 to 498 and encodes 107 amino acids. The transcript has 3 exons. NCBI's taxonomy places the organism in Eukaryota, Fungi, Ascomycota, Lipomycetes, Lipomycetales, Lipomycetaceae.
AGUCUCUUGAACCGACGGCUUACAGUUAGCGGGGUGAUCAUCAAAAUCAACUCUUUCUGCUUCCGAGAACUCGAACCUCGAACUUGGGACUUUACAGAUCUACAACUCGGGGACAUAAUCAUAGCCUAUUAUCUAGUCUAGCUUUUGUUUGAUCAGAAGCAAAUUUUGGAAAUCAUGGGUGCGAUAGAAGAAGUGAAAGGUUGGCUUGGAAGUAGUGAAAGCAGCAAUACCAAAAGUUCGCAGCAUGCUACUGGAGAACGAGUAAACGACGUCGAAGCGAUGCGGUCGUUUGUGCACACUGAUCCAGCGGUCGACUACGUCUUUGACGGAUCAGACGAAUCCACAAAGCUAUGCAAGAGGCGAUCCGACAGACUAGAUUGUAUAACGCUUGGCUUGCCGACCGCAGAAGUGCUGGCUCAAAUGCAGAAGUUUGAUUUUUACUGCGCUCUGGCUCAGAACGUGAACAGCACCGAGAUCACUUGCAAGAAAAUCAGUUGAUCCGUUCUUCUUUAUUCUUCUACCUUGUGCAAUAUAUAUAUUAUACAGUUCACUACCAUCAACUCACUCACCCUGUCAUCAUAACGUACAAAUCCCAAAUCAAAGAGAGAGCAGCGGAUCUAAUAGCCCAGAGCCUGCAGUUGUGCCUCUGCAGUCUUCACUUUUAACGCGUCGCGCUCCGCCUCUCUCGUGAGUCUAUCCCACGUACUGAUAGCCUGUCGCUUCUUCCCUUGGUUCGCCUUAUCCUCCUCGGCGAUCCUUGCGUAUUCUUUCUUCAACCGCAGAAUCUCCUUGUCGAUCUCAGGGCAUAUCGAAGGCAG